This is a messenger RNA of Parnassius apollo (apollo), 246 nucleotides long. The record is from the annotation of a GenBank genome assembly. NCBI's taxonomy places the organism in Eukaryota, Metazoa, Arthropoda, Insecta, Lepidoptera, Papilionidae.
AUGGCGUCUUCUAGACAACUGAGAACUGACGAGAUAGCGUCUUUUUUAGAAAAUACCAGUGACUCGGAGACAUGCGACACAGACUCGGGAGAAGAAGAUUGCAUGACUUAUGACGAGGUCAGAAGUGACGUGGAAGACGAGGUAGUGGACUCUCUUGAGUGUUCAAACGAGUCAGCUAGCCAAGAAACUCUUCAAAACGAUGAUACGUCUAUUGAAUCAACUAAUACAGAUAUACCUCAGUCAUAA